ACGAUCCAUAUCGGGACGAAUUCUCCAUUCCUGAUGACCUGUCUCGCCAUCCGCCUCUGAAAUUCCAGCUCCCGGAGGACGGCGACGGCCCUCCAUCGGCUCCACCACUUCUUCGGUAACCUCUUCCCGGGCCACCAGACCGGAGAAAGAACCGGAAAAAAUGGAAGUGGGCAUGUCCCUGAACGCAACGGUCCGUCUUCCCCUGGCGGGCUCCCGAGUGGCCCACGACGACUCCCCCGGGCUGGCCAGGCACUCCCUCUCCACCUCCCGCGCCGCCGCCGCCCGCCCGCGGGCCCGCCGCGGGCGGCCGCCGCUGGUGGUGGAGGCCAAGGGCAAGCGGGGCAUGCAGGCCCGCCAGUUCCAGCGGCCCCCGCCCCCUCCUCUGCCCAAGAUCGAGGACGACGGCAACCCCAGAUUCGUCAUCUUCAUUCGGAUGGCCAAUGUUUAUCUUUGGUACCCGCUCAGUCUGAUAACUGGCGGCACCACUGCCAAAAUCAUGGUGGCGGCGAAAGAUAAUUUCUUGGGGAAGUACAUUUACAAGGACACUCUCGCCAGGAAUCUUGCUGCUGUUAUCUACAGAGAUGAGAAGGAGAUUCAGAAGACUGCACUCAAGCAACAUCGUGUCCUGAGGACGGCCACUGAGUUCAGAUAUGGCUACAAGAUUGUGGAAAAUGGUAAUGUGCGAGCAGCACUUUCAACCACAGACGUCAUUGAGCUUCCAACACAAGACCAGCUGAAGACUGUGUUCGAUAAAGUGAAGGACUUAUUUGGAGAUGCUAAGGAAUCAUUCGGAAAACUCACAGCCCUAAAUUCAACGACGAGCGAAGAACCCAAGUCUGAGGAAAGCUCUAAAGAAAAAGAGAAGGUUAAAAGCUGAGAUAAAGAAAGGAAUCCCUAGAAGGUGGCCGCUUUGUUCGUUUGAUAUGGAGGUUGCUGAAGGGAUUACACAGAUUCAGGCGAAGUAAGGCAUACGAAUUAAAUUUCUCUGCACAGUUUAGCUUUGUGAUAUUUUUGGAAAUUUCUGUCAAUCUAACUGGGUUUGCUUUAGCAACAUCUCCAAGUGCAAAUAUAGCAUCUCUUAGAUAUUGAUUGUUGGCAAUUACAAAUUUA
Molecule: messenger RNA, 1110 nt
Organism: Eucalyptus grandis
Lineage: Eukaryota; Viridiplantae; Streptophyta; Magnoliopsida; Myrtales; Myrtaceae
Product: protein HHL1, chloroplastic
Source: RefSeq, a predicted model, not a curated record